Ostertagia ostertagi is the source of this 1006-nucleotide messenger RNA. The record is from the annotation of a GenBank genome assembly. Lineage: Eukaryota; Metazoa; Nematoda; Chromadorea; Rhabditida; Trichostrongylidae.
AUGCUUCAUACGUUGCUCUUGCUCCUGCAACUGGUGCAGCUCACCGUCGCCUAUAAUCUUGUUAUAGAUACCCAGGUGAAAGGGAUCACCUCAUAUAUCCGUGGCUUUCGUGAAGAUUAUGAAGCUCAACUGGAGAACCACGCGAUACCAACAAUUAACAAAAAGCGAUGUCUUGGAAGAGUGGAACUCACGGAAAUUAUGGUAACGGAUGUGAAGGUUGAGUCAACCCUGACCGUUGUUGCCGAUGGAGACUACCAUCUUCGGAUCUUGAACGCUUCACUUGGUCCUCUUGUCCCAGUCAAUAUCGGAGGAAUACCGUACCUCAAUCAAGAAAUAUCUUGUAGCAUUUGGCACACCGAAGGCAAGGUCCAAGUAACUGGAGGUAUUCUUCGAUGGCUGGCCAAGAAACGAUUGAGAGAUACAAUGAAAGAAGAUCUGGAAGGAAUUCUCUGCGAUAGCCUUGUUGAGGUAUUAGACACAAAAAUACGUAAAUCAUUGGCAGGACUUGAUCUCGUGAUGCCCAUUAAUGAAGCUACAACCAUGAGCUAUCUACUGGUUGGCCAGCCGCUAUUGUUACCGUAUGGUGCAGUUCGAACUUACCACCAAGGUAUCACGUCCAUAAAUCAUCAAGGAGUCAAAUUUACUCCAACACCAAUUGAAUCCAACCAUCAUGUCAUCUACCAUAUCCACGAGGCACUACUGUCGGAAACCAUGCAGUCAGUAUGCAGUCGAGGGUAUCUGGACGGAAAUAUCACAGCUGACGAUGAAGAGGUGCACGUAGCCUGUCAAACGGCAACAAUGUCAGUGAAAAAUAUGGAAGGUACUUUGAAUACCGCUAACAUCAUGCUGGCUAUGUUAUUGACUUUUCAAGACGGUACCGAAAGACUUCUAUCAAAAAACUACAGCGUUUCAAUCCUACACAGAUAUUCUCAAUCAUUUCCGAAGUGCUGCGAUCGCACGUUCGCUUGCCAUUGCCCAUACCGGCUGGUGCGCAGAAUAGUCGAUC